UGCGCAAAGCGAAGGCUGAAGGAGCAUCCUUCAGCGACGGCUCCAGAGCUCCGCUCCGCGCAGCCGAGCAGCAGCUCACUGCUCCGCGUCCUCCCCUCCCCUGCGCGCCCGCGGCUGUGGCUCGCUGGCGGAGGGGUGAGAGCGAAGCUGGCAGCAGAGCUGUGCCAUGCCAGCCUUGGCGCAGAGAUGGGCGCCUGUGCGCGGCUCCGCACGCCUCGCAUGCCACCCCCCGGCUGUGCCCCUCUCCCUCCUGCCUCCCGUCGCCAGCCAUGCACAGCUGCUGUAAACAAACCUGCCCCUGGCCAUGGCACGGCUUAAAAUAGCUGCUGGUGCAUCAGCCCCUCCGCGGCGGCGAGACACGGCCGGCUGCGCCUGACUGCUGCACGCUGCGCGCCGAGGAGCCCCAGCCCUCGCCCAGGACCGUGGGUGGCAGAAGCAGCAGAAGUGACCUCCAGGCCACCCUGCGGCCGUCAGGACCCCACAGGUAUGCCUCGUGGGUCUCCACAGCCCCAAUGGCUUUCCUGUCCAGGCUCUCCAGGAGCGGCUCCAGGUCCCCGGGCAGGAGCUCACGCGAGGAGCGCAGCGCACAGCCCAUCCUCAGCAUCUUCGAGCUGGAGAGGCUGCUCUACACGGGGAAGACAGCCUGCAACCACGCUGAUGAGGUCUGGCCAGGACUCUACCUGGGUGACCAGGACAUAGCUGCCAACCGUCGGGAGCUGGCGCAGCUGCGCAUCACCCACGUCCUCAACGCCUCCCACAGCAGGUGGAGGGGGGGCGCUGAGUACUACGAGGGCACUGGCAUCCGCUACCUGGGCAUCGAGGCCCACGACUCGCCCUCCUUCGACAUGAGCCCCUACUUCUACCCUGCAGCUGACUUCAUCCACCAAGCGCUGCACGAAGGAAGGAUCCUUGUGCACUGUGCUGUGGGGGUGAGCAGGUCAGCCACCUUGGUCCUCGCCUACCUCAUGAUCCGACACCGCAUGCCCCUGGUGGAAGCCAUAAAGACCGUCAAGGACCACCGUGGCAUCAUCCCCAACCGCGGCUUCCUGCGCCAGCUGGUGGCCCUGGACAAUGCCCUGAGGCUGCAGAGGAGCUCCUGAAGGAGGAGGAGAGAGGGGUGGGGGCACUGCGCGUGGUGCUGCCCUCGCCCGGUGCCCACCGAGGGCAGGGCUCCCUCACCUGCAGACGCUUGGCAAGUGGUGGGCUACGAGCAGCUGCCCCUGGGGCUGCCCCUCAGCUUAGGGGGUGCCCAGAGCUGAGAGCAUAGCCCCUCAGCCUGCCACCAUGCCACCUAGGUAGGCCUGACGUGUAUCCUCCUCCCCAGCCUGCUGGCUCCAAGGUGCCUGCAGAGGGACUCAGCCCCUGCUGGCUCUAGGAGGCCUUCAGAGCUUCCUCUCCCGGGUGGCAGAUGCAUCCCCAAGCCAGUCCUGCCCCUCCCUCGCAGGAGGCUGAAGCUCUGUGCUCCUUGUCUUGCUCCCCAUGUGUCUGUGGUCUGUCAGUCAGGUCUGGUGCUUGGGCUCAGGCCAACAGCCCUUUCGUCGUGGUGUUUGGUGUCCUCCAUGCCUGCUGUUCACCUGUUAAAAUAAAGACAGCACUGAGCAGAAA
Messenger RNA from Pogoniulus pusillus (Red-fronted tinkerbird), 1605 nucleotides. RefSeq names its product dual specificity phosphatase 26 (gene DUSP26). Gene Ontology annotation, biological process: negative regulation of MAPK cascade; protein dephosphorylation. Gene Ontology annotation, cellular component: cytoplasm. NCBI's taxonomy places the organism in Eukaryota, Metazoa, Chordata, Aves, Piciformes, Lybiidae. The transcript has 4 exons. The record is from RefSeq and is a predicted model, not a curated record. Gene Ontology annotation, molecular function: MAP kinase phosphatase activity; protein tyrosine/serine/threonine phosphatase activity. Bases 513 to 1100 code for a protein of 195 amino acids.